This is a messenger RNA of Phragmites australis (common reed), 1126 nucleotides long. Its product is annotated as plastid division protein PDV1-like. Bases 97 to 888 code for a protein of 263 amino acids. The transcript has 2 exons. Gene Ontology annotation, biological process: chloroplast fission. Lineage: Eukaryota; Viridiplantae; Streptophyta; Magnoliopsida; Poales; Poaceae. The record is from RefSeq and is a predicted model, not a curated record.
AGCCGCAAAUUUUGCUCUCCCUCCAAGCCAUUCCGAAACCUCGCGGCGGCCACCCCCUCCCGAAUAUUCUAGAACCUUCUAGACCUAGGGUUCCGGAUGGAGCCCGAAGAGGUGGAGGCCGUGCUGGAGACCAUCUGGGACCUCCACGACAAGGUCAGCGAUGUCAUCCACGCCCUCUCUCGCGCCCACUUCCUGCGCGCCGUCCGCCGGCGUGCCACCGCUGCGGGGGACAAGCCCACCGGCCUCGUGUACGUCAAGGUCGGGGGCCUCGCCGCGGGCUACGGCGACGAGGCGGCCGCCCUGGCAGCCUUUGCCGAGGAGGCAAGGAGCCUCCACGCCAUCCGCGCCGCGCUGGAGGACCUCGAGGACCAGUUCGAGUGUUUUCUCGCUGUGCAGUCACAGCACCAAGAAGAACGAGAUAUUGCAUUAACAAGGUUGGAUCAAAGUCGCAUCAUGCUUGCAAUAAGAUUGAAAGAGCAUCAUGGGAACAAUCACGGAGUCAUAGACGAGGCAUCCGACUUUGUCCAUAAUGUCUACCAGGAUGUUUGGCCUUCUAUAUCAGUAAACAAACCUGAGAAGUGUGCUGACAGUUCCAAUAACAUGGUGAAGGGUUCAAAUUUCUUGGGGCGGAUGGUAGCUUCUAGUCUUGCUUUAGCUGGGAACAGUUUCAGCUUCAAAAACUUUGGUGGUUUAUUAGGGAAUAGUGCAGUGUUAGCUAUGGGCAUGCUUACGCUGCUGCAGCUGCAUUGGAUGGGUUCUGGAGAACAAAGUCCGUCAGUUAGUAACUACAGCUACAGGAGGGUCAAUCGGGAUAAUUCGUCACGGUUGGGGACGUUUCCACGAAGUAUUACAGAGAGUCAUCUUGAUGUGUCAUUAGCCAAAGGUUGAGGGGUCCUUUCGCAUUGUCUUAUUUAUUGCUUGUACAUGGUUUGCUAGGAUGUUUUGGAAUAGAAAGUUAUUCUCACUUGUUCUCUGGGUAGUAAACGAAUUGUCAGUCUAGGUGCAGAUCAGCUUAGGUGAGUUGACCUCUCUUGUUUUUUCUAUGGAUUGUAAUUGUGCACUGUAUCCUUGUAGGCAGUAACACUUAUUGAUGUUGGUAUGUUUGCUCUUGGUUUGCUUGACUAUA